AUGGGGCUCUCUCUUUUGCAAGAGCGUGGGAGAACGACCUCGAAGUGGAUGUGGGCUCGGUUGGCCUGUGCGAUCGAUUACCGGCGGUUGUACCUGCUCCGCUGGCGCGCUUAUCAGCGGCUCCAGAAAAACGACGUUGUGCCCCCCCCCCCCGAGAGUCCGAAUGCACUCGGAGUUUAA
This is a messenger RNA of Microbotryum saponariae, 180 nucleotides long. NCBI's taxonomy places the organism in Eukaryota, Fungi, Basidiomycota, Microbotryomycetes, Microbotryales, Microbotryaceae. The record is from the annotation of a GenBank genome assembly.